AUGAAAAAAGAAAAUGAUGGUGACGACUCCUUCGCCUUUUCCUCGGAAAGGGAUAUUUCCAAUUUGUAUCGAAAGGACCAUUAUAUGAAGCACUGUCAUGUUAAGAACCACAUCGAGCCAAUAGCAUUGGAAGACGAAGUUCACAUUUUGAAAAGGGAGGAACAACAAUCGUUUAAAUUAAGCGACAUUUUAAAAUCACUGGAAAGAAUAAAAGAAGAAAAAAAUGAACCAUCAAAUGAAGACAUCAUUUUACCGGAAUAUGUGGAGCGUGAAAAAGUUGAACAAGAAGAAGAAAGCGUAGAAAGGAUACAUUGUGGAGUAUACCUACAUGAGGUAAACAUAACAGACAAUUCUUAUUUUCAUUCACGCUAUGACGAUAUAAUUGAUGACUAUUCUGAUCCUAUACGGAUAAAGGGUGAUAUGUACAUAAACAACAUUGUCCAUUUCGAAGACUCUUCAACUUAUCGUUCCGUAUUUGAGGUGCACAGAGUAGAGUGGUUCUUAGGGUUAGAAAUAAAUGAGAGAAGAAUACACGAAAUUGUCCCAUAUACCCAAGGGACGUCUUUUCGAAUCCCAUUUGAAGCGUUAGGAAAAUAUAUUUUUUGUAAAGCCUACAGAAAUGUGCACAUAAAUUCGGAGUAUCAAAAAAGGGGAAGGAACACCGUCUUCGAUCCUCAUACUCUACAUAAGAAGCCUGUAAAAUUUAAAGUAGAACCCAAAUGUGUUGAAAAAUGUUCUAUUACGUCUAAGGGGCCAGUUGUUGUUGAAGAUCCGCUAGAUAAUUUCUGCAACUUGUCCAACUCAUCUUCAUCGGAUGACGAGACAGUUACGACUACAUCCAACGCGACGAACCAAACGGAUGAGAAGCACCGCUUCCUUGCUACCCUAUCCAUCAACUUUGACGAGAUCAAAUUUGGCCUAACAAAUUGGGCAAUCGGCGAGGAGGGUCAACCCCACAGUGAUGCAACGGGUCAUACGCAGGGUGACAAAAGAAACAAUGACAAACGAAGAAACGCUGCUUUUAAUUUUUUUCGCCUGUUCGACUUCCAAAAUGAUGGUGCGCAUAGCUCAUCCGAUUCGAGAGCGGAGAAAAAGAACAACUCCGUUGGGGAUGAAGAUGGUGAAAAAAGCACAAAAGGCGUAAAACCUCUCCAAAGCGUUGGGCAGAAUGCACACAAAAAAGGGAGCCUUAAAAGGGAAGGAAACCAAACCGAAUUGACGCUUAACUUGUACGAAGUAGAAUUCAGACUAUCCAGUAAAGACGACUGUGUUGUGGUAAGCAUCGGAAUUGAUUUACAGAAAUCAUUUAAAUUUGUCAAAUACAAAAUGGUUACUAUCAAGCCGGUUGGGAAGAACACCUCCGCGAAUGAGCUGUGGCUAAUACUGGUGGCUUUCAAAUCUGCGUACUCGUAUAAAAACGUUUUUAAAAAAAAUGCAAAAGUAAUUUACACGAAUACGAAUAUUUCGUUCGUUCAAAAUAUAGUAAACAAUUAUUUGACAAAAUCGAUGGAAAGAAAUGCGGACGGAGCUAUGCCUCUCCAGAAGAUAAACACAAUUUUUAACGAAGCGGGGUGA
This is a messenger RNA of Plasmodium cynomolgi strain B, 1575 nucleotides long. RefSeq lists its product as hypothetical. Bases 1 to 1575 code for a protein of 524 amino acids. The record is from RefSeq and is a predicted model, not a curated record. The transcript is spliced from 2 exons. NCBI's taxonomy places the organism in Eukaryota, Apicomplexa, Aconoidasida, Haemosporida, Plasmodiidae.